AUGCACUUUCUUCUCUUUGGCGCUACCGGCCGCACCGGCCAACACGUCGUCUCCCAGCUUCUCGCCCAAGGCCACACUGCCAUCGCCCUCGUCCGCAACCCAGCCAGUCUCGCCGCACGCAACGGCCUCACCAUUGUCAUAGGCUCGCCCCUGUCCGCCGCCGACGUCAAAUCUGCGCUGUUAGCAACGGCCACCAAGCCAACGGCCGCCAUCUUCACGCUCAACACGGUCCGCGAGUCCGACAGCCCAUUUGCCGCACAAGUCUCGCCUCCUCGUUUUCUAGCCGACUCGUGCGCCGUGGCUUGCAAGGCGCUCGAAGAUGAAGGUAUUCGCCGUAUUGUUGUCAUGUCGACUGCUGGCGCGGGCAGCUCGUGGGGUGGCUUGCCGCUGCUGAGUAAGGCCUUUAUGCGGUGGACGAAUGUCAAGUACGCCCUGGAGGACCAUGACUUGUUGGAUGAGGAGAUCCGUAGGACGAAUAUGGACUGGACGCUGGUGAGGCCGGUCAAGUUGGAGUUUGAGGCGGGCGAGGGCGCGGCAGUGCAGACGCUGGGUGAUGGUGGGAAGGGGAUGAAGUUGAGUGAUAGCGCGAAUGUGGUGAGCGUGGCUAAGUUUUUGGUUAAGACGGCUGUGGAAGGAUUGUAUGUUAAGGAUGCGGUAGUGGUGAGGAAUUAGUUGGGCUGGUGGGAGGUUGACGGAUGGAUAUACGAUAAUGAUGUGG
Molecule: messenger RNA, 718 nt
Organism: [Torrubiella] hemipterigena
Lineage: Eukaryota; Fungi; Ascomycota; Sordariomycetes; Hypocreales; Clavicipitaceae
Source: the annotation of a GenBank genome assembly